CGAGUACGGAUUCUUGGGAUUUUCUAUAGUGAACGAAAUAAAAACUGUUUUUGGUCAAGGAAUCGGUGAUGCCUACAGAAGUUGUAUAAUUUAUAAAUCCAGUGAUAAUAGAAAGUUUAAAAUCGAUUGUAGUGCGGAACACUUGGAGAUCAGGAUAAAUGCCUGAAAAUUUUUGAGAUUGUUUUCCUGCUGAAAUAAAAAAAAUAAAUUCAAAUUUUCCUCCUGUUUUUUGAACGAAUAUGAUGGAGCUGCAAUUUUUCUUAUCAGCUAAUGUUGUUUUCGUUCACACCUCUCAUUUCUUCCUCGUUCAACUAAAACUUUGUUAUUACUAUUUAAAAAUAUCACUUGUUAGCAAUUUUGAUUUUUUCUUACCGAAAUGCCUAUAACUUUGCAAAACAGUGAAAUUGCUCUGAGAGCAUGUAUUCUCUACGAAUAUUUUGAUAAUCAACCAAUUGAAACUUCUUAUAAGAAUUUUUGUGGGAAAGUUGGAGCAGGAGCUAUGAGCUUUCAGGAAUUUAAAUUUUGGUUUGAACGUUUUCAAAGCGGGAAUCAUGAUAUGGAUGAGAAACUGGAAAGCAAUAAUUUGCCCCAAGUUAAUCCGGAACCAUUUGAAUUUCCUAGUUUAUCAGAUAUUCCAGAGAAAAUAUCAGAAAAAGCAUGGUGCAUACGUUUUAUCAACUUCAUGAAUGGCGUCAUUCCGAAGCCAGAGUCAAUUUCAAUUUGUGAACUGCCUCCGAAAAUCUUGAAAAUGGUUUUUGAAAAGUUGGAGUCAAUAGACAGGCUAAAGAUUCGAAAAGUCUCUAGACUCUUACGCAGUGCAAUUUCUCAAAACUACAUUGGUUUCAAAGAAAUCAAAAUUGAAGUGAAAAAUGAUUGGAUAUGUCUGCAUUUAGACGAUUUUGUCAUUUAUUAUGGAAAUCUAUCGGACUCAUGUUCUGUUAACUUCAAAAGGUGUAAAACUAUAAUUGGAAACUCUGACUAUAUGGCUUUGACACUGAUGGAUUUGGCUGCUCUACUAAAUUGUCCAAAAAUUAUCUUGGAAACUCUUCAAUUAAAUUUACCAAUUGAAUUAGAUACUGUUAAUCGUGUUGGUUUCUUCAUAUCUCUACAAAAUAUUUUGCACACGGUGAAGCAAAUUUCUACGAAAAAGAUUAUUCUUGAAGAGCUAUAUGGAGAUGAGGCGGUGUCAUUUAUCAAAUGCUUUGAAGCUGUGGAUCUGGAAGAAAUAUAUUUACAACGGGUUUCGGAGACAAAAUAUCCAUUGAAAGAAAUUGUGAACUUGGAGCAGUUCAAAAGAGCACGAUGUUUUGUUGCUCGAGGUACAAGCUACUCAAUACCAACGGAGCAUUUAUUCAAAAAAUUGACUUAUUUUGAAAUUCAAGUAGCGGUUUUUUCAAAACAAGAUGCCGUAAAUAUCAAGAAAAUGCUCUCCAACUCUCCCAACCUGCAAAGCUGUUGCUUUCAUUUUUCCCGAUCUGGAAUUACAGACCUUGCGACCGUAUUUCAUCCUGGUCACGUCGGUGGUGAAUAUGCUAAUUUGAUUUAUAAAACUUAUAAUAACAUCAAGUUCGUUAUCAAUAUUUGUACAAAAUGCUUCAAAAUCACGAGGAAAUAA
This is a messenger RNA of Caenorhabditis elegans, 1615 nucleotides long. RefSeq names its product F-box domain-containing protein (gene fbxa-142). The transcript is spliced from 5 exons. Bases 377 to 1615 code for a protein of 412 amino acids. NCBI's taxonomy places the organism in Eukaryota, Metazoa, Nematoda, Chromadorea, Rhabditida, Rhabditidae. The record is from RefSeq and is marked reviewed.